Molecule: messenger RNA, 1866 nt
Organism: Fopius arisanus
Lineage: Eukaryota; Metazoa; Arthropoda; Insecta; Hymenoptera; Braconidae
Gene: TTLL15
Product: tubulin tyrosine ligase-like 15
Exons: 4
Coding region: 253-1758 (501 amino acids)
Biological process (GO): protein modification process
Source: RefSeq, a predicted model, not a curated record
CUAAUGAGAUGUUGCCCUACUUAUGGCAAUUUAUUCCUCGAUUUCUUGAAUAUAACAGAAUAAAACCGGUUGGGUAACACACGUGGAUAGUAUUUGGAGUAGGGAUAGCACCGAUGAACAACGGUAAAUUUUUCAGACAGGUACAAGUCACCGAUAACGAAAGAAGUACCAAAGUUGUCCUCGUCCUUGAAGCAGUAAUAAUGCAGUGAAAUCAUUAAAGUUAUCAGUUGACACAUUAACAAUAAUCUAAAGAUGCCUAGUAACCAGAAAAUUCAGGAUGACCUGGAGGAAUCAAUACCCGAACCUGAGGACUCGAAAUUCGCGACGAUGACAAAAGCAGUCUAUAAUGUGAUGUUCCUCCCAGUGGUGUUCUCAGUGAUAGCAGUCCUAGUCUUUCACUACUACGAUACCCUGAUCGAGAGCCAGAUUUCCCUGGCGAUAAACGAUUCGAAGCCCCUAUACUGGCUGUACACGAAAAAAGAGGACGAGGGGCACCUGAGGCACGUUAUAAAAGUUCUAGACAAAUUGGGCUACCGUCGAGGUACGAACGAAUCCGAUUGGGAUCUGCUGUGGGCCCACGACUACCCCUUCAAGAUUUUCCCCAAUCUGAAGAACCUGAAGCCCCACCAGAGAGUGAACCACCUGCCAGCCUGCGGCUUCUUCACGAACAAAGUCGAUUUAUCAACGACAGACAGUCAAUACCUCCCCAGAGCUUUCAGACUCCCCGAUGACAAGGAAGCCUUCCUGGACUUCACCAGGGACUUCCCGGAGAAGAGGUUUGUCCAGAAGUCAAAUGCCCAUCGAGGCAUCAGAAUAAAAAAAUCCGGGGAAUUCGAUUUCGACAAGGAAGAGACGUUCAUCCAGGAGUUCGUGGAGAAACCAUACCUCGUAGAUGGUUUUAAAUUCGACAUGGGGAUCUACACCGUCAUCACGUCAGUGGAUCCUCUGAGGGUUUAUACCUACAAAGGAGAUGUACUCUUCAGGUUCUGCCCUCAUACGUACCAUCCAUUUGAUCCUGAGGACACAAAGAAGUACGUCGUCGAUGACGAUUAUCUCCCCAUCUGGAAGGUGCCAUCUCUCAAGAAGUUCUACACAGACCUGGGAUUCUCCAUGAAGGACACAUUCGAUGCUUAUGUGAGGAGCACUGGAAAGGACCCUGGGCGAGUCUGGAACGCAGUGGAUGAGGCCAUCCGGGAUGUCCUCCUCAAGAAGGAGAAGCUCAUGGGAGACGUCGUGAAAAAAUACCCUGGGAGGAAAAAUUUCUUUGAACUCGUGAGGUUCGAUUUUAUCGUUGAUGAUCAGCUCAAUAUUUUCUUGAUGGAGGCCAACAUGUCCCCGAAUUUAUCCUCCGCACAUUUUCCACCGAAUAGAUUGCUCUAUGAACAGGUGCUGUUCAAUAUGUUUGCACUCAUUGGUGUGGGGCAGAGGAUCGACACUCCUUUCAUAAGACCUGGAACUUGGGAAGAGCGAAGCUUUGAAGUAGCAGACAAAAAUCUAGUAGUCCUUCCAGAAAUCUGCUCAGCCUGUGCAGAUUGCUUCAGAGUCGAGUGUCAGCUCUGCAGACAGUGUUUCACCGAAGAGAUGAGAUCGAUAUUCGCUCAGUGCUACACCGAGCAUCAGAAUAAAAUGGAUUUCAAACGAGUCUUUCCACCACCAAUCACGAAAGACAUGAUCUUGAAAGACUACACACUGAAAAAUCAACUGCUAGUUCGCUGGUACCAAGGAAAAUGUCAGAUGGACGCCUCCUGGUGCACCUGACCUUCUCUGAUCCACAAAUAUUUAUAUAAAUUCAUGAAAUACAAAAGUAUUGCUUAAUUUCCUAAUGAAUGUAUAGCAUGAUUGAAAGUAUAUUUAACUAAAUCUAAU